AUGGACAAUUCUUUAUCAUCACCUCGUAAAAAUGAAGUUGUUGAAACUAUGUUUAAAUCACUUAAUUCAUAUACAAGUGAAUUACAACAAGAAUUAGAAAUACUCAAUCGAAAAGUUACUGAUCAAAUUCGAAUUGAACAAACUUAUGAUACAUGUCACGAACAACUUCAAAAUGAUUUGAUCAAAUUACGUGCAGCUAUUGAAACUAAUGCUGUCAAACGAUCAAUAUUUGAUCGUAAUUUAAGCGAACGAACAACCAUGUCUCAAUCGUUACAUUCUCAAAUUGUCGAAAAACGUCAAGAACAAAAUAUGAUUAUUGAUAAAACAAAUCUAGCUAAAUAUAAUCAUCAUCGAAAUAUUGCUAAAAUAACUGAACAAUGUGGAAAUUUAACAAUAGCUUUUCGAACAAAUUAUCAUGCAUAUGCUCGAGCAGAUCUUGAAGAAAUUCGAAAAAAGACUGAAACUCGAUUGAAGACAGUGUCUGAUGAAGUGACUAAUACUGAAUUAACUGUUGUUAAUUAUAAAGAUAAAUUAAUUGAAUUAAAUAAAAAACUUGAUCGAGAAAUAAUUCAUUUUAAUUGUUUAAAAGAAUCAAUUGAAAUAAUUGCAAAAAAACUUCAAAUAGAUUAUGAAGAUAUAAUGAAUUUUGAUAAUCUUGAAAAACAAUUAAUUGAUAUACAAACAUUAAUCAAUGAAUUAGAAGCUUGGCAUAUUCGAACAAAUUAUCCAUCGCAAGAAUAA
Messenger RNA from Rotaria sordida, 741 nucleotides. The record is from the annotation of a GenBank genome assembly. NCBI's taxonomy places the organism in Eukaryota, Metazoa, Rotifera, Eurotatoria, Philodinida, Philodinidae.